Messenger RNA from Penicillium daleae, 3702 nucleotides. Its product is annotated as condensin subunit YCS4. The coding region runs from base 1 to 3702 and encodes 1233 amino acids. The transcript is spliced from 5 exons. Gene Ontology annotation, molecular function: histone binding. The record is from RefSeq and is a predicted model, not a curated record. Gene Ontology annotation, cellular component: nucleus; condensed chromosome, centromeric region. NCBI's taxonomy places the organism in Eukaryota, Fungi, Ascomycota, Eurotiomycetes, Eurotiales, Aspergillaceae. Gene Ontology annotation, biological process: mitotic cell cycle; meiotic chromosome condensation; mitotic chromosome condensation.
AUGGAGGAUAGAAUACAGUUCAACAUCAACGAGUCGCUCAAGUACUACUUGAGUGACCCGGCCUCUAUCCCGACCCCCGAGGCAGACCCCGAGCUGCUGGAUUGCGAGUCCGACCCGAACCAGCUGUCGACGGCGCUCGUUGACAAUGUGUUGAACCCGAUCGUUGACGCAGUAGCGGAGAACCCAGAAGGACUAACGAGAUCAUCGUUUUUCGAAUCGCUGCAAUUUCUACUCAAGUACGCCCCUGUCCCUUCCCAAGCCCCCCACAGAGGCUUUCAUUCGCCUGGACCCGAUUCUGAACGUUUGAACCCUUGCAGAUAUACCACUUUUCUCCCCACGAAAUCCCUGAGCAAAGUCCUUGACUUGAUUGUCUCUGGACUAUCCGUUGAGGCCGACAUUAUUCAUAGCGACCUCGAAUCCGACGAACAAGAUGCGAUUCAACACCACAAGCAACUUUUGGAGAUGUAUGGCUUUCUUCUCCAGUGGGCUCUGUCCGCCGUGGAGGUAAAGGCGGCCGAGAAACCGGCCGAGUCUGCGCCUGCGCGUCGGGGAGGCCCCAAGUCUAGGUCGAAGUCUGCCAAGGAUGGACAGUGGGAUUGGACCCCCCAGAUCCAGAUUUCCAUGGAGACCAUGUGCAAGGUGAUGAAACUCAAGCUUGGCCGUAUUUUUAUGACGACUUCGGACCGCGAUACAUUUAUCAAUCUGUUCACGCGCACUAUCUAUCUGAUUCUUGAGAGCGAACAGCGAGUGAAGAGCAUGGCUAUUCGCAUGCAUGCCUUUAAGGUCCUCUGUAUUGCGGUUAAGCACCAUGGUCAUGCUUUCGGCGCGCAAACCUCGAUUGUGCAGAGCUUGACAUACUUUGAACAUCUGUCAGAGCCUAUGGCCGAAUUCCUCCACAUUCUCGCGGAGCAGUAUGAUUACCCGCAGCUUUCGGAUGAGAUUCUGAAGGAGCUUGGAAACAAAGAGUUCAAUUCAAACGACACCCGAGGACCCAAAUCAGUUUCUGCCUUCAUCAUCAAGUUGUCUGAGCUUGCCCCAAGAUUGAUCAUAAAACAAAUGACCCUUCUAGCAAAGCAGCUCGAUAGCGAGGCCUAUACCCUUCGAUGCGCAGUCAUCGAGGUGUGCGGUAACCUGAUAUCUGAUUUGAGCCGACAAGAAGAGCCGAGCGAAAACUCCAAGACGCAAAUCAAUGCGUUCUUCGAUGUUUUGGAAGAGCGUUUCCUCGACAUUAACCCGUACUGCCGCUGCCGUGCAAUUCAAGUUCUGAUGCGAAUUUGUGACUUGGAACAGAAGUUCCCCAAGAGGCGACAAGCUGCCGCCCAAUUGGCUGCGAGAAGUCUGGAAGAUAAGAGCAGCAACGUCCGGCGAAACGCAAUCAAGUUGUUAUCAAAGCUAGUGGCCACUCAUCCAUUCAGUGUCAUGCACGGUGGUCAGCUGUCUCAGAAAGAGUGGACUGAGAGACUUGAUGGUGUCGAUCAGGAGCUGAACUCGCUCCGACCUGCAGAGACCCCCGGGUUUGAUGGAGACGUUACGACUGUGGACCCUGAAUUACUAGAUGACGCAACUCAAUUGCCCGACGACUCUCCAUCGAAGGCGCCCCGAAUGACAGAGGAGGAAAAGGCGGAGGCCAUGGAAAAGGCAGCUGAGCAAGCCGCCACAUCUGAGUUGUUGACCCGGCUGCAACUUACGAGAAAGUACUACAAUGAGGCUAUUCGUUUCAUUGAGGUUCUCCAUUCGGCAUCUGCGAUUGUCUCUCAACUGUUGUCGUCUCGCAACAAGAGCGAGGUUAUUGAGGCCAUGGACUUCUUCGUGAUGCUUGAUGCAUACAAGGUAGAGACGGCUCGCAGCGGCAUCCGGCGCAUGCUUCGCUUGAUCUGGACCAAGGGCAACAGCGAUGAAGGCAAGGGUGUCCAAACUCACCUGAUUGAUUGCUACAAGGGCCUCUUCUUUGACGCACCUGACUCUUUCAGCUCGAAUGAUGCUGCGAACUACAUUGCCCGAAACAUGAUCAGUUUGACUUUUGGAGCAACGCCGGCAGAGCUCACCUGCCUUGAGCAGCUGCUCAGCACCAUGAUGAAGGCUGGUCAUAUCUCAGAGGCAGUCAUUGCGAAGUUGUGGCAGGUCUACAGCGUUCAGAGAAAGGAGAUCUCAAAGACCCAGCGUCGGGGUUCUAUCAUUGUACUCGGCAUGUUGGCGCUGGCAGAUCCUGACGUGGUCGUGAAGGAAAUCGAGGCGAUGCUACGCAUUGGUUUGGGCGGCUUGGGUCGAUCGGACCUUGUGCUCGCCAAGUAUACUUGUAUUGCUCUGCGACGCAUGGUGCCAGGUCGCCAGGCCAAGUCCAAGGAUGUCGUCACCGUUCCCAAACUCGCCAAUGAUCACUCUGUUUUGAUCAAACUUGCUGCCAUUCUUGAGAUCGUCUCCGAGAGCAAGGAAUGGUACGGCGUUGCUGAGCAGGCAAUCAGUGCCAUUUACGCUCUAUCUAAGCACCCCGAUGUUCUCUGCUCUGACAUUCUUCGACGCAAGACGCGAUUCGUCUUCCAACCGCAGCAGCAUGAACGCCCAUCUUCUUCUCACACCACUGCCAGCGUUGAGGAUCAAAGGCCAGGAACUGCUUCUACCGAAGAGCAAAAUCCAAAGCCCAAACCUUCCUCGGCUGCUCUCUCACAACUUUUGUACGUUGUUGGUCAUAUUGCCAUCAAACAAAUCGUGCACCUUGAGUUAUGUGAGUUGGACUUUAAGCGCCGGAAGGCUGAGCAGGAAAAGACCAAGACAGCAGAGGCCACUGCCUCAAAGGAAGGCGAAGCUGCCGAUGCCGAUGAACUGGAUCUUAUUGGAGGAACUACGGAGGAUGACUUCCAAGACGCCAUGGCCCACAUCCGAGAGCGUGAGCUUCUGUACGGGGAGAACUCACUGCUAGCCAAGUUCGGCCCAUUGGUAGCCGAGAUCUGUGCAAACAACAAUGCUUAUCCAGACCGUGACCUCCAGGCGUCAGCGACUCUGUGUAUGGCGAAACUUAUGUGCGUGUCUGCUGAGUACUGUGAGAAGAAUCUUCCGCUUCUGAUCACAAUCAUGGAGCGCUCGGAAGACCCGAUUGUGCGUAGCAAUGCCGUGAUUGCGCUCGGUGAUAUGGCCGUCUGCUUCAACCAUCUCAUCGACGAGAACACUGACUUUCUGUAUCGCCGUCUCAAUGACGACGAUGCCUCCGUCAAGCGGACUUGUCUUAUGACCUUGACUUUCCUCAUUCUUGCCGGUCAGGUCAAGGUCAAGGGUCAGCUUGGAGAGAUGGCCAAGUGCUUGGAGGACGAUGACAAGAAGAUUGCGGAUUUGGCUCGCAUGUUCUUCACCGAGUUGGCCACCAAGGACAAUGCCGUGUACAACCACUUCGUGGACAUGUUCAGUCUGCUGAGUGCCGAGCGGAACUUGGAAGAACCUUCUCUGCGUCGCAUUGUCAAGUUCCUCAUUGGCUUUGUCGAGAAGGAAAAACAUGCCCGUCAGCUCUCCGACAAGCUGGCUGCUCGUCUGCCUCGCUGCGAGACCGAACGCCAGUGGAACGAUGUUGCCUACGCGCUGUCAUUGCUCCCUCAUAAGAAUGAGGAGAUUACCAAGAUCGUCGCUGCUGGGUUUAACAAGGUGGUCAGCGGGUCUACAACAGCUCCGGCCAGCACACCCGCCAGCACGGCACCGGUCAGCGCGUCAGCGUAG